AUGGCAUCGUGGAAGCCCCUCCUCCUAAUAUCCUUGGACUCCAAUGCCCAUCUCAAGCAUUCCGCCUUCUUCCAACUGGGGAGGGACCUCUCUCUCUCUCUCCCCGUGAUCUUGAUCCUGAUUCAACAAUUGAUUGACAGGCGACAAUCGAUUGAGGAGAUUCAGCAUUGCCGUUUCGGAGAGAUAUGUUGGUACUUGACUGAGUCGUGGGAACAGUUCAGAUUUAAGGGAUCUAUAGACAUCAUUGUUGCUACAAAUUCAGAUGCUUUGAAGCUUCAGAAAAGGGAGAAAGCAUGGUUUGCAAGUUCUCUGAAAUCACAAUUACAGUACUUAGCCCCUACUCCUAGUUUUCCAACUAUUGCUAUCAAUGACCCUGGUGAAGAGAUAGAACUCGAUCCAUCUGAAGGCCCAGUUGACGUGUUUUGUCUUUUGAUUUUUGAUCCAGAUCAGGUUGACUACUUGAAUUCGAGAAGCAAUGAGCGACUUAUCUUUACAUCCAAACCAAAUGGGUCUAGCCGCAAAUUAUGGAUGUCUCAGCAAAUCAACCCAUAAUGUUUAGCAUGUUGUUGCUGCCAAAAGCAAAAAUGGAGGUGCUUUGGAUGAUAUAGUGCACCCAUUAGGCACCCAUUUGACGACUAUCUUCCAAGUUUGACCAUUUAAAGCAUUAGAACGUGUUGAGUAGUCUUCAGGGGAAAAUGGCUUCAGAACUAAGAAACAAGACUGUAUAUAUCCUGAUUGUGUCGACUUUCAUUUUAUAGAGUGCACUAAUAUGUUUAAGGUCACAGCUGCAUCUCGUAGUUGCGCGUGUUUCGAACAUCAGCGACUAUGUCGGGUGGCUGGCGAUCGGCAUCCAUGGCCAGAGAGCGUCGACGACCACGUCGGAAGGCCGUUGGUCGACAGUCGUGGCAGUUUCUUGCAUCAUUAAUCAAUUCUGUGUUUG
Molecule: messenger RNA, 940 nt
Organism: Zingiber officinale
Lineage: Eukaryota; Viridiplantae; Streptophyta; Magnoliopsida; Zingiberales; Zingiberaceae
Product: pyridoxine/pyridoxamine 5'-phosphate oxidase 2-like
Exons: 6
Coding region: 1-552 (183 amino acids)
Biological process (GO): pyridoxine biosynthetic process
Molecular function (GO): FMN binding; pyridoxamine phosphate oxidase activity
Source: RefSeq, a predicted model, not a curated record